This is a messenger RNA of Oncorhynchus masou masou (cherry salmon), 795 nucleotides long. Its product is annotated as sarcolemmal membrane-associated protein-like. The record is from RefSeq and is a predicted model, not a curated record. The transcript has 4 exons. Gene Ontology annotation, biological process: acrosome assembly; single fertilization. NCBI's taxonomy places the organism in Eukaryota, Metazoa, Chordata, Actinopteri, Salmoniformes, Salmonidae. The annotation marks the transcript as partial. Gene Ontology annotation, cellular component: acrosomal membrane.
AUGAGCUCAGUCGCGCCAACCUGGAGCCCGGGGACACAGAGCAGGUGAUUAACCACCUCCACAGAGAGCUGCUGGAGGCCCAGGAGUUGGCCAACACAGGCAAGCAGAAGUGUCUGGAGCUCCAGGCCUUACUGGAGGAGGAGAGGAGGAGUAACAGGCAGCAGACUGAGGAGUCAGCCAAGCAGAUCCAGUACCUACAGAGUCAGUUGGGGAAGCUAGCGGUCGACAUGGAGGAGCUGAAGGAGCAGAGAGAGAGCAGCAUCAGCAGCACACAGGAGGAGCUGUACUCUGCUCAGGAGGAGGUGCUAGUUCUCCACCACGCCAUGGAGGCCGCCACGGCCGAGAGGGAGCGAGACAUCGCCGCCCUGCAGAGGGACCUGGGAGGUGUCACGGCCGAGCUGGAGAAGUGGCGUCAGGCUGCGUCGAAAUACGAACAGGAGAUCAACUCCCUGCAGGCCACCUUCCAACAGCAGAGCCUGCACCAGCAGAGAGCCCUCGAGCUACAAGGAGAGUUGGAGCGCCUUCAGAAGGACUGCUCCAGUCUGCAGCAGGAGUGUGACUGUCUCCGUUCUGAGAAGACGACCCUGGUGAACAGACUACACGGACUGGAGACGGACCUGGACAGUUCCAGGGAGCAGACUGCCAGUCUGAACAGCAGUCUGCAGUUACUGGAGAAGUCCCAGGGAGAGAUGCAGAGUAGACUGGGCUCACUGCAGGACCAACACCUCCAGGACGCUAACAAGCUGCAGUCACAGUUAACCCAGGCUGCUAGCAGGACACAGAGCCUGCAGAGAG